AUGGACCCAACCAAGAAAAACGUAGAACUAACAAAUGUUGACUGGAGUGAUGAAAUCUUGAUGACUUGGAUUGAAGAAGAUACUCCGCAAUUGGAAAUAAGUGAAACGCUACCAACAGGAAACGACUGGGAAGACGAACUCUUAGCUAAUCUAAUGGGUAAUGAAGUUAAAAGUGAUAUACAAAUUAGUGCGAACGCAAGUGAAAGUAUGCAGAUAUCACGGAAUAUAAGUAUGGAAGAAGACGUAACAAGAUACAGCAAAAGUGACAGUGAUUGUGAAUUUAUGCAAAAGAAAAGAUACAGCAAUAGUGAAAGCGAUUGUGAAUUUAUACAAGAGAAAAGUUCUAUAUCACCAUCAGAAACGGAAGAAGAAGAAACAUCAUCGAGUAAAGUGGGUUACUACUACAGUAAAAUAGAAAGUGACUUAGACCCAUCGUCGUCAGACAGUGAAAUGGCCGCCAACUGUAAGACAGUAAGCGUAAUCAACAACGAAGAAGAACAGGAAACGUGGUCCUUACCAGUUCCCUUAAUUACACAAACGGCCUACUGUAAAAACUGUAUGAUGAAAACAUUUCCAGCUAUGGACACGGAGAUAACGCGAAGAAGAAUCGUCGCCAUAACGAUGUUGAUGAAAGGAGAAUUCAACUACAAUUUGCUGGAAGUAUCAAGAGAAAUGAUCAGAAAUCACCUACUAGAAGCAAGAGAAAUUGGGAAAAACAUAAAACAGAUUCUGGACACUGUUUUCCCCAAUGGAACAACAUUAUUACACGGGAGUGUGAUAAAAGAAAGAUACGAUGUGACGGAUAUGUUCCUUCAAUACGGAGCUGAUAGCAAUAUUUACGAAGAGGGGAUGACAAUAGCACACCGAGCAGCAGCAGAUAAUAAUGUCCAUUUACUCCGUAUUCUAUCCCAUCACGGUAAUACAUUCAACAUCCAAAACAGCAUGGGAGAGCCACCAUUACUAGUGGCUAUAGCUCUCAAUAAUAUGGAAUGUAUUAAAUAUUUGUGGAUGGAUCGCAUUAUUGUACACCAAACGCUGGAUGAAGAAACAGUGCUCCAUUAUGCUGCUAAAUAUAACAACAAAUUCGUCGCGGAAGUAUGUCCAGCGGAAUUCAUCAAUAGAAGAUCACGCACAUCAAAGGAAACUGCAUUACAAAUAGCUGUAAGGCACAGGCAUACAGAUAUUAUAGAAAUAUUGUUACGUCGAGGAGCUCGAGAUGAUAACCUCAAUGCAGACGGGAAGUAUGCACAGGACUAU
This is a messenger RNA of Daphnia magna, 1257 nucleotides long. RefSeq lists its product as uncharacterized. The record is from RefSeq and is a predicted model, not a curated record. The transcript has a single exon. Gene Ontology annotation, biological process: positive regulation of transcription by RNA polymerase II. Gene Ontology annotation, molecular function: protein binding; transcription cis-regulatory region binding. NCBI's taxonomy places the organism in Eukaryota, Metazoa, Arthropoda, Branchiopoda, Diplostraca, Daphniidae. The annotation marks the transcript as partial. Gene Ontology annotation, cellular component: nucleus.